Messenger RNA from Eimeria maxima, 1737 nucleotides. RefSeq lists its product as hypothetical. Bases 1 to 1737 code for a protein of 578 amino acids. NCBI's taxonomy places the organism in Eukaryota, Apicomplexa, Conoidasida, Eucoccidiorida, Eimeriidae. The record is from RefSeq and is a predicted model, not a curated record. The transcript has a single exon.
AUGGUGAGUGACGGUCCUCAAGCUGAGGGGAGGAGCCCCUCUGAGGGCCCUUCGAAAGGCCCCUCGAAGGGCCCCACUGGGGGCCCUUUUGGGGGGGCCCCUACUCAGUUGAAGCGGCGGAUGGCCUUAGCUCAGUACUUGCUGUAUCAAGUGAGACGCAGCAGAGAGGCACACUACCCUGGAACAAGCAAAAAACUGGACCCCCACGCGGGGCUUCCAGGGGGGUCUCCUGAAGAAGGCACAGGAGGCAGUGCAGCAGAUAUUGCAGCUGCUGGGGCUGAGGGCCUCGCCGACGCCCUCGACCCAUCUGUACCAGUGUCUGUACUGCUGCAGUCUGUCUCCGCUGAUGAUGAUGCAGCUGAUGACGCUGCAUCAAGCUCAGCAACAGAAAAAGCACCAAUGGAAGCAAGAGGAAGGGCAGGACGAGCAGCUGCUGCAGUGGAGCCUUCUUGGGGGGCUUUGGCUCGGGAGACUGUUGCUGCUGCAGGCAGACCUCCUCACGAGGCCCUGGAGCUAUACUUGUGUGAGCGGCUGUUGCCGGUUCUGGAUAGCGCCUUGGCUGCCCUAUGCAGGUUCGUUGAGCAGUUGCAGGCGGACGAGCGUCAGUACGAGCAGAGCCUGCAGCAGCAGCAACAACACCAGCAACAGCAGCAGCAGCAGGAGGGAGCAGGAGGAGGUCAUGGUCCAUGUCUAUUUCUGGGUCAUGGCCUGAAAAGCCGCUUCGACCCCCUGGUCUGGCUGGGGCAGUACUUGCUACGCCAGGGGAAAGCAGCAGAGGCCUACGAGAAGGCCUCGUGUGCCUCCAGCGCAACAGCAGAAACAAAAACACCAGCAUCAUCAACAGGAGCAGCAGCCACAGAUCCAUGGGUUCGAGGAGAGCACUUACGGCACUCAGAACUCCCCUACUAUUGGGCAAUUGCUGAGGCUGUUCGAGAGGAGAGAGCCUGGAGAGCCCUCGAAGCCCUGAGGCCGCAGACAGAGCAAUUCGUAUACACUCACAUUCAGCGGCUGCAGCAGGAGCAGCAGAACGAAGAGGAGGAAGAAACCCAUCACAGUACAGAAAACGUGCACCAGCAACAAGACGAGCAGCAGCAGCAGCAGCAGCCAUCCGAGCGAUGCCAGCUGACGGCCGAGGAUCUGCCUGCAGUGUUGCAGGCAUUAGACGCAGCGUGGGGCCUGGAGGAGCACGAAGGGCUAUUUGCUGCUGUCUUUUUCGCAGAAGACGACGGCGGGACGGAGGACUUCAGCCUCCCCAGCAGCUCCCGAAGCAGCAGGCCUUCAGCCAGAGAACUCCAUCUGCAGCACUCCAACAGGAGCAGCAGCAGCAGCAACAUCGUGGGGGCCUGUAGCAACGUGCCUCUGGAGGUUGCUGACAGCAGCAACAUUACUUUUGCAGAAUUGUGGGACUUUGUCGCCGCCUGUUUGCAGCGCUGCCCCUCCCUCAAGCAAGCCAUCUUCGAACACGCCCUCAGCAGCGUCAGCAGCACCACCACAGAGCAACAGCAGCAGAAACAGCAACAGAAACAAGAGAAACGGGCAGAACAGCAACACACGCAGAAGCAAGUGCAAGAGGGGAAGCGGCGACAAGAGGAAAGAGAACAGCAACAGCAGCAACAGGAGCAGGAAGCAGACGAAGGAGGACAGCACCUGCCAGCAGACAUUGAAAUCAGGAGAGGGGGCAGCGAAGGGGACAACAAGGACUCAGACGAGGAGCAGCAGCGGCAAGAGCAGCCCUAG